AUGCCUUACAUGUACUCACCGAUGCAAUACAAGACGGUCCCGCUUAGUCGGGACUUUAUCCCAAGCCUCGGGGAGGCAAAGCAACAGGUGCUCUGGAUCGGCUGCUCAGACAGCAGCUAUGAAGAGAUCACCACACUUGAUCUUUUGCCAGACGAGACCAUUGUCUUGAGGGAUAUUGGAAAUAUGUUCCUCGAUAACGAUCUCACUUGUUUGAGCGAGCUACACAAGCUCAACGCCCUGCGUUCGGCCACGGAGGGGCAGUUAGGUAGCUCACCGGUAGACGAGCGUGAUGGGCACUUUGUGGAGCUCAAUGUCCUAGCCCAGGUGCGGGCCUUGCAGAAGUUUCCCCAGGUUGGCGCUGCCAUCGCCAGCCGGGGUCUCAAGGUCCACGGGCUGGUCUACAACAGGAGCAAGAACGAGGCCGUCAGGCUAGUCGAGGCGCAGGAGGCCUAA
Molecule: messenger RNA, 453 nt
Organism: Phaeoacremonium minimum UCRPA7
Lineage: Eukaryota; Fungi; Ascomycota; Sordariomycetes; Togniniales; Togniniaceae
Product: putative carbonate dehydratase protein
Exons: 2
Coding region: 1-453 (150 amino acids)
Biological process (GO): cellular response to carbon dioxide; cellular response to oxidative stress
Cellular component (GO): cytoplasm
Molecular function (GO): zinc ion binding; carbonate dehydratase activity
Source: RefSeq, a predicted model, not a curated record